UAUAUAAAGGUAUACAAUAAAUCUAAAUACAUACACAGCAUAUUCCAAAACAAAUAUAGAAUGGGCUAGACAUAUUACAUGAUCGCUCAUUUAACGUGUACUUAGCUUUAUCUUUUUACUGUAUCAGGUGAUAUAGACAUUUCAAACCAAUAAUAAUAUUUACACGAUUAAUGAAGGAUGUAUGAAAUAUGCAAUUGCAAUAAUUUUUAAUUCAUAUCAAAAUGGAUUUUAAUCAAGAGUGUUCAGCAAAAUUGGUCGCCAAAACAGAUGCAUGUACAAACUGCUAUUCAAAAAUUUGUGAUACUUGUCAGAUACGUGAGGAUUUUUUGUUUCAAGAAAGAUCUACGAGAUCCCAUAGAUCUGAACUUUUUGUUGAUGAGAUAUAUACAUGCAACAAAUGUGAUCAAACAUGGAUGGAUUUAUUAUCAUAUUGUGUUACAUGUAGUCGAUUGGUUUGUAGGUCAUUCAAGGAUAAACAUGACGAUUGUGAUAAACACUAUGGCCUCAUGGAAAGUGAUAUCCGGAAGAGAAGAAAUCUUGUCGAAACUGAAAAAGAAAUUGAACAGUUUGCUUUAAAUUUAGAUAAAAAACGGAAUGACUUAAGAGAAAUAUGCGAGAAAUAUCGAAAUUCAAGUUUUCUUGCAACUCUCAAGAGUUCGGUAGGCUCCAUCGUUUCUAAAUGGGAAGAUACGAUAAAUUCCUAUGCUCGGGAUUCGGAAAUUUUGAAAUCUCAGAUGUCCAGCUUUGAUCACAAUAUAAUCCGACAAAAUGAAUCUUUUCAAGAUUUAAAAGACAAAAUGCAACACAUAAGAAGUAAAAUAACAUUCCCAGUUGAAUUUUUACAAGAAUUAAGCGAAUGGGAAAAGGCAUUCCUUAAACUCACAAACAUUCACACACGUUUUGAUCUAUCUGCACUCAAAAAUACACCGGUGAUUAAUGUUGUCUGCAGACCUGAACAGUUGGAUCAGUAUAUUAUCCACGAUAUACUUGGAAUUCAAAAAGAUCCUUGUAAAGGAGGAAUCUGUGAUUCCAGUGAAUUGCAGGAUACACCCUUAUGUUCUGGCUUAUCAGUUGGUAUUCCUGCUGGUCUUCACACAGGGAGCCUAAUGGAUAGUGCACAUGUAGAGACAGUCCAAAAGAGUAAAACAUUGCCUCAUUUUAACAAGAAGUAUGAUCCCUAUCAACUGCAUCUGUUAGAAACAGAGAUUAAAUCCAAAGACGAAUGUAUACGAAAGCUGAAGUUAGAUCGUGAAACUCUGAAAAAACAUCUCUAUUUGUUGAAGAAUAGUCGUAAUUCAGCUGAAAAGAAAAUGAAAGAAAUAACAAAUCAGUUUGAAGAGGAGGUACAGAGAAAAGAUCAAUUGCACAAAGAAGAAUUAGAAGCUGUUACCAACCAUAAAAAUCAAUUGGAAGAUGACCUUCGAGAAGUGAAAGCUAAAAUGGAACAUCAAUUAAUAGCUCAACAAAAAGAAGUUGAAGAUCUAAAAGCAAGACAAGGAAAACAUAUCCAUGACAUGGCGUCGCAAAUAGAAUUUCUGAAGUUGGAAGCACAGACAAUGGACGAUGCUCAUCAAAAGGCUAUAAAUGAUGCAAUCAAUGAAAAUCAGAAAGCAGAGGAAAGAAUUAAACAGUACAUAGAGCUUCAUGAGAUAAGUAAGCUUCACAUAGAAGGAAUGAAAGACCGUGUAGAUUUGCUUAAAAGAGGCUCACAAAAUACCACCAAAGAAACGGAAGAAGAAAAUCAACGAAUAAAGGCAAAGCUAAAAAGAGUUAAACACAUGUUUAAUGAAUGGACAAAAUCAAGCUCUAGUCUUAACAACAUGAUGGCAUAUGAACUAAACUUGGAUGAUGUAUUCAUCGAAUCUGGAUCGAAACAACAACAAUGUAGGAAUCAGACUGAUACACAAAUCUUUGAUGCACAACAAGCCUCUGAUACUUUGGGUGCACAGUUUAUAGGCGCAAGCAUGACUGCACGAGAAAAGAUGUGUUUAAACAACGAAGAAAGUACAAAAUUUGUAGGUGAUGAAACAAGCGGAAAUAAUACAGCUAAGCAUAUAACGUCUGUUUCAUACACAGCAGAGCAUAUCCAUAUUAUACAGAACUCACAAGUUAGUCUUGCAGACAGUGGAUAUGAUGCACAAAGCUUAAUUGGAGAAAUGGAUAGAGAACAGAUUACCCAGUAAAAACAAUUCUUUUGUUAAAUUUACAUUAAAAAAGUGGAGAUAACAAUGUCCUUCAACAGUGUCAUAUAUCGGCGGAGUAUUAUGUACAUAAGGGAAAUAAACUGAAGGUUCCGAAAUAGAUAGAUUAGUCAUGAGAGUGGUUGCAAUAUUGUAGAAAUGAUGUCGGUGAAAUGUCUCAUCUAUUAUAUGUUAGAUAGAGCAUCCAAUAUGCAAAAAGACGAGCAUGCAUAUGGUGUCACAUAAUGGGUUAAAUAACCCAGUGGCACUUAUUUUGUUAACAACAUUGUUCGAAAACAUUGUUUUCAUAUUUAUUAUAAAAUGUGCAUAAACUCCAUUUGGCAAAAUACAUAGGCAGGAAGUGCUAGAGAAUCAUUGCAGAAGGAAGGAAAACGAUAGUGGAGGAAACUAAUAUUUCACUUCUGUGAUUUUCGACAUUGGCCAGACAAAACUGAAAGUUUAUAAAUUUAAAUAAUCUUUUGUUGAUGGUGCGUCAGAAGCAGAGUAAUAAAUCUAUGAAAUGACAGCAAAAAAUGAAGACCAUGCAUACUAACAUUUUUGUGAUUUAUUUCUGUUCAUAAUGGGAACUUAAAGUAUGCCAUGUACACCUUAGUAAUGUAAAUAUAUUUUUGUUCGUGUAAAUGGAGUGUUCCUCCUUGUAAACGUUGAUACGAUAUUCCAGGGCUGUAUUUCCUAUCAUGAUUUCCUUAAUAGAGGUUUGCUACUCACAAGGAAGCUUUUAAACCAAGAGUUCCAAGUGGUGAAGUUGAAAUCGCCCCUUUGUAAAUUUUAACGACGCCAUCGUCAAACGAAUGACCGUUAUAGAAUAUCUGUUUCACAAGGGAGGGAUUGAUCACAGACUGCAUACUCAAUUUUUGUAAUAAAUUAAAAAAAAAAUAUUUCAUCAAAACCAACUGAUAGUUAUUUUUAAUACCCAUAUUAUACAUGACUUCCUUAAUAUAUGAAUAUAAUGAUAACCCUUAAUUUGAUACAAUGUCUCCUUUUGAUUUGUAUAUUUUGUACUGGGUUUGCACAAAGAACAUCGCAAGAGCAAA
Messenger RNA from Mytilus californianus (California mussel), 3235 nucleotides. RefSeq lists its product as uncharacterized. Lineage: Eukaryota; Metazoa; Mollusca; Bivalvia; Mytilida; Mytilidae. The coding region runs from base 222 to 2183 and encodes 653 amino acids. The record is from RefSeq and is a predicted model, not a curated record. The transcript is spliced from 11 exons.